GUAGGUGUGUAAGUUCACUUGCUUGUGCGUAUGAGUUCAUGGCUACAUGAAUAUGUGAGCCUGAGUGGGCGUGUAUGUGGGUACUAUUUAUGGGUCGGAGCACUCUGUUUCUCCCAGGCUUUCCCUGUGGAGCUGCAAUGAUGGGAGUCCUGCUCAUUCUGUGCUUGACCGUUGCCUCUGUUUGGACAGCACCAACUCAGACAGAUUCUGACCCUGUGAUCAUUCUGAAGCAUGGCAGCAUUCGUGGCAAGUAUGUAACAGUGAAAGGCUCAGAUAAAGUAGUGGAACAGUAUCUGUCCAUUCCUUUUGCUCAGCCACCCGUGGGUCCUCUCCGUCUGGCGGCACCCCAACCUGUUGAACCCUGGGAGGGGGUGAGAGAUGGCACACAGCACUCUAAUAUGUGUCUUCAGGACCCAGAUGUCAUUAAAUCUGUGUCAAAAAUUAUGGCCUUAAAUUUCACUCCCCCUUCUGUCUCGGAGGACUGUCUUUACCUAAAUGUGUACACUCCCUCUCAACGCUCAGCAUCAGAAAAAUUACCUGUCAUGUUCUGGAUCCAUGGAGGGGGCCUGUGUACGGGUGGAGCCAUGGAGUAUGAUGGAUCAGUACUGGCAGCCUAUGAAAACAUAGUUGUUGUCAUCAUUCAGUAUAGGCUAGGCAUACUGGGCUUCUUCAGCACUGGAGAUAAACAUGCCCAAGGCAACUGGGGCUUUCUGGACCAGAUUGCAGCACUGCAGUGGGUGCAGCAGAACAUUGAGAGCUUUGGUGGAGAUCCUCAGUCAGUCACUAUUGCUGGGGAAUCUGCAGGGGCAAUCAGUAGCUCCAUGCUGACCCUUUCCCCACUUGCCAGAGGGCUGUUUCACCGAGCCAUCUUUCAGAGUGGGACAGCAGCUCUGGGACAUUACUCAACAAAAGACCCCACGACCUUUGCCAAGAUGGUAGCAAAUGUCACAGAGUGUGAUAGCAGCUCCUCAGAGCUGCUGGUCAAGUGUUUAAGAGAAAAGACGGAAGAGGAUAUCAUAAAGGCAAGCAAAAAGCAAAAAAUCUUCCUCGGAGCCACAGUGGAUGGGGAAUUUCUGACAGAUGUAGCAGAGGAAGUUUUGAAGAACAAGGAUUUUGAGAAAGUCCCAGUGCUUUUAGGUGUGACAAACCAUGAAUUUGGAUGGAUCCUCCCUCUGACUUUUGCCCCUGCAGGGUGGGAAAAAGGGAUGAACAGAGAGGCAGUGACUCUAGUCACAAACCUGUUUUUCCCAGAUGGAGUCUCUGGAGCCAAUGAUUUAAUAAUUGAUGAAUACCUAAAGCAUGCUCAGUCUCCAGAGGACAUAAGAGAUGAGUUUACUCAAAUGAUAGGGGAUCUUUUCAUGGUGUUCCCUGUAAUAAAAAUGGCUGGAUAUCAUAGAGAUGCUGGAGCAAACGUGUACAUGUAUGAAUUUCAGCAUCGUCCCAAUGUUUUUAAAGACAGCAGACCCAGCUUUGUGAAGGCUGAUCAUGCAGAUGAUGUCGGCUUUGUGUUUGGAGCCUGCUUUUGGAACGGCCAUGUCAAAGUGAUAGGCACAAUAACUGAGGAAGAAAAUCAGCUGUGUAAAACCUUAAUGGGAUAUUGGGCCAACUUUGUUCGCACAGGCUCACCAAACGGACCUGGUCUGGUAAACUGGCCCCUCCAUGACACCUCUAAGAAGUAUUUGAAACUGGGAUUGAAACAAACAGAGGGACAAGGACUCAAACAGGACAGGCUGCACUUCUUGACUGUGGAGCUGCCUCAGAAGCUUGCUUCACUGCGCACAGCCUGAGAAGCACUUCUCUACUAUAACUACUUUUUAAAUGCUGUAGUGCUUUGGGACUUGAAAAGCACAAUCCAAAUAAAAUGUAUCAUUACUAUUAUUACUACCAACAAAUGCUUGUUUUCUAAUAGUUGUGUCAUAUUAUAUGUUUCUGGAAGCCUG
Messenger RNA from Pangasianodon hypophthalmus (striped catfish), 1940 nucleotides. It is a transcript of the gene ces3, whose product is annotated as carboxylesterase 3. The record is from RefSeq and is a predicted model, not a curated record. NCBI's taxonomy places the organism in Eukaryota, Metazoa, Chordata, Actinopteri, Siluriformes, Pangasiidae. The transcript is spliced from 13 exons. Bases 75 to 1787 code for a protein of 570 amino acids.